Messenger RNA from Aegilops tauschii subsp. strangulata, 519 nucleotides. The record is from RefSeq and is a predicted model, not a curated record. Lineage: Eukaryota; Viridiplantae; Streptophyta; Magnoliopsida; Poales; Poaceae.
AUGGUGAGGCCACGGCCUCGUCCUCCUCUCUCCCUCGCCCCCGCGCUCGCUGUGGCCCUCGCGCCCGUUGGCCGCGCCGGGGCUCGCCCUGGUCACGCCCCGACCGCACACAGGCAAGCCCGCACGGCCAUCGCCCGCGCGCGCCCCGACCGCGCGCCCGCGUCGGUCACGCCCCGCCUGCCCCCCCCCCUCGUCGUCGCGCUAACCCCACCGUCGCCUCGGGCCCCUGCCCCGCCGUGGCCGCAGCUCUGCUUCGCCCGCGCCACCACCGCUCGUACAGACGGGCGGCUACCGCCGGCGCCCUCCCACUCGCCGUCCACGCCCGCGUCCGCCUCUGCCUGCCGCACUCGGCCGCCGUCGCCCAGCCGCCUCGUUGGUCACGCCCACGGUGGCCUCGCCCCUCUGCACCACCUCUGGCGGCUGGCCCCGCACCACCGCGGCCUCGCCCCGCUCCGGCCAUGGCCGGCGCCGUGCCCCGCCGUGGCCGCCAGGGCCCACGCCCACACCCCGCGCCCGUAA